UUUUAAAUUCUUUACAAACAAUACCCUCUUAUUGCUUAGAGUGGCAGGACCUCUGCUACCAUCCCCACCCCAGGCACACUGCUACAAUGAUUUUAAAUCUUUGGGGAAAAAAAAACAACCAUCAUAUGGGCCAGACAAACCAGAUCUCUGACCUCUGGUCUGUUUAUAUUUGGCACUUAGAAUCCCUCUUCUCACAUCAGUAGCCUCCCAUGUGGCUGGGCUGUUUCUGGGCGGGGCAGGUACUUGGCAGCUCCCUGGAGUGAACAAGUGCAAACACUGGGCUGGUUCCCAGGACAGGACUGGGGCAGAGGUUUCUUUACUUCAACUGACUUUUGAGGUUCACAGUUCUUAGGGACAGCUUGGAUGAAGUGGACCAGAGGAGGGAGUCAAGCUUCCUCUAUCCUCUAAAUCUAUUACUAUUAUACCAGUAAUAAUAACAAUAACAAAAGUCAUUCUUAACCCCUGUCCCUUGGUUGUGGGGCAGCCUCCGAAUGCGGUGGGAUUGUAGGCAGAAGGGGGCCUCCUCAUCCCAUUUUCACUUUUGUAGCAUGCCCAUUGAGGAUUAUGUCCUCCCUCUCCUUAUUCUGUCAAGGGACUCAGCGCUGGAGGGAAAAGGCAGACACCCUGGGGCAGAAAGUAAUCUCCAUCAUAAGGCCUGGCUUGUCUUGUAGGUCCUGCCUCAUGCCACUUCUGCCUGACUUGGGGUCUUCAUGAGCUCAGGGCAGGAUGCCUGCAGGAGGUGGACUCUGCAAUUGCACGGAUCAGCUACCACCCAGAGAUGAGCUACUGCCCGGAAUCCCCUCUGUGACCAAGGGCUGGGGGCUGUGGGCCCUCUCAGGGGCUGUGACCCUGCUGCUCCUCAUCUCACUGGCUGUGCACUUGUUCCAGUGGACCAGUGGCCGGAGCAGGGGCCAUCCGGGACAUGGGCGCUCUGGGGAGUCUGUGGAAGACGUCCCUCUAUAUGGGAACCUGCAUUAUCUGCAGACAGGACGGCUGUCUCAGGAACCAGGGCCAGACCCACAGGAUUCAGCCCCUGGAGGCCCUGCCAGGGCUGCAGAGGAAGUGAUGUGCUAUACCAGCCUGCAGCUGCGGCCUCCUCAGGGCCGGGUCCCCAGCCCUGGAAGCCCCAUCAAGUACUCGGAGGUGGUGCUGGACUCCGAGCCAAAGCCCCAGGCCUCAGACCCUGAGCCAGAGCUCUACGCCUCAGUGUGUGCCCAGGGGCGCAGAGCCCGACCUUCCUUUCCAGACCAGGCCUAUGCCAACAGCCAUCCUGCACCCAGCUGAGACAGGGGGCCAUUGCAUUGGUUACUGCUAUCCUGUCUGGGGCCAUGACUGUUUCCCAACCACCCCCUGAAGACAGGCAGUCCUUCCUCAGUCACAGGACUGAUGGUCCCUGAAUUUCCUAUCUGAGCUGUGAGGGAGACCUCUCAGAGGAAUGGCAGGCCCCGUUUUUUGAGGAUGGCGGAAGAAAAGGCAGUGGCCUCUCCCUCCACCUCCUUUUCCCCCCUCUAUCUGUUCCUCUCAACCCCCAAGCUCCAGAUCCUUCCCAUUCCACACCUUUUAGUCUACCCCUGACACCUCCGUGUCUCCUCAGACACCAGAAGUGGGCAGUAGGGGAGGGGUAUCCUCCUCAGGAGCCCACAGGCUGGACGGGGUCCUGGAAUCUGGUGACCUGAGAAAGCCAAGCCUGGUCUCUGACUUGAGAAGCCUAGCAGAACACCAGUCUCCAUCCUGUCGCCUCUGUCAUGUGCCAAAGUUUUUAAAUAAAACUUCUGAAAAAAGUGU
Molecule: messenger RNA, 1785 nt
Organism: Capra hircus (goat)
Lineage: Eukaryota; Metazoa; Chordata; Mammalia; Artiodactyla; Bovidae
Gene: SIT1
Product: signaling threshold regulating transmembrane adaptor 1
Exons: 6
Coding region: 727-1284 (185 amino acids)
Biological process (GO): T cell homeostasis; regulation of T cell activation; signal transduction
Cellular component (GO): plasma membrane
Molecular function (GO): kinase binding
Source: RefSeq, a predicted model, not a curated record